Serendipita indica DSM 11827 is the source of this 882-nucleotide messenger RNA. NCBI's taxonomy places the organism in Eukaryota, Fungi, Basidiomycota, Agaricomycetes, Sebacinales, Serendipitaceae. The record is from the annotation of a GenBank genome assembly.
AUGAUUACACGGAGAUUAAUUCGUCAAAUUCGUUUUGCAUCUUCGCAAGCAUCCAUUUCUGCUGCACCACCAAGUUCCGGUUCAGGAGGGUCUUCAAACUUUCAGCAUCCACACGCCGCGCUCGAGGAAACGGCAAAGAACGACCUAGAAAGCUCACAAGCCACUCAGAGAGCCGCAUCUAGCCAGGAUGGCCCAUCUACAGAUCCCGAACAUGGUCUGGUGGUCUCAAAUCCCAUUAUUCCGCGAGAUAUCGAUAAUUCGGAACCCUAUAUUACACCCUUUCAUACUUACAAGUUCUUUGUCGCGCUGGAGCAGACAUUUCCGACACCAAUAGCGCGAACAUUGAUGCGCUUGACGCGUGGCUUACUCGUGGAUAGGAUGAUGAGGAUCCGGAGAGAUGCAUUGGAUGUUAAAGAUCUUGAUAAUCAAGCCUACUUGUUCAAAGCUGCGCUUUCUGAACUUCGAACAGAAGCCACAAUGAGGACAAAGAAUCAGGCGGCAACUAUCACGACGUCAAUUUCGGGCUUGAGACGAGACGUGGACCGACUGGACGUCAAGAUGAAGGAAGACAUUGGAAAUUUGAAGCACGAGAUACAAAUGGAGAUGGAUAACCAUCGAAACGAAUCACGGGCAGAGAUGAAGAAACUCGAUAUUCGAAUGGAAGACGUUGUACACCGUGCGACCGUGUCCUUGGGUGACAUUCGAACAAUCAUUGAGCAGGCGAAAUGGGAUAACACGCGAAGGGGUGUCGCAAUAUUCGGAUCAUUUGUACUGCUGACGGUCAUUAUGAUGGAACUGAAGCCAUCCAAACCGUCGAGCUAUCCGCCAAAGGUCGCAGUCGACGCUGCAAACAGCGUGGAUGUGGUCGAAACUCAGGCGUAG